Sinocyclocheilus rhinocerous is the source of this 528-nucleotide messenger RNA. Its product is annotated as astrocytic phosphoprotein PEA-15-like. Lineage: Eukaryota; Metazoa; Chordata; Actinopteri; Cypriniformes; Cyprinidae. The record is from RefSeq and is a predicted model, not a curated record. The transcript is spliced from 4 exons. The coding region runs from base 16 to 435 and encodes 139 amino acids. Gene Ontology annotation, biological process: MAPK cascade; regulation of apoptotic process. Gene Ontology annotation, molecular function: protein binding.
GCGUGGAAUGAGCAGAUGCAGAAUCUGGCAGUCACACAGAGAAUGUCUGAAUACAGCUCGAUGUUGAGUGAUCUGUCUGAGAACAUCACUAAUGAAGACCUGGAGCAGCUGAAGUCGGCCUGUAAGGAGGACAUCCCCGAAGACCAGAGCAACUCCAUCACCUGCUCCAGAGACUGGUUCAGUUACCUGGAGAACAAUGACAAACUGGCACGAGAUGACCUGUCCUACAUAGAGCACAUCUUUGAGAUCUCGCGGCGGCCGGACCUCUUGACCCGGGUCAUCGAGUACCGCACGACCGUGCUGAAGAUCUCCGAAGACGACGAGAUCGACACCAAACUCACACGCAUCCCCUCGGCCAAGAAAUACAAGGAUAUCAUUCGCCAACCGUCAGAGGAUGAGAUUAUCAAACUGGCCCCUCCCCCCAAAAAAGCAUGAGGUCAAAGUUCAUGACCUCUGCUCCUCAUCCCCGGCACUUCAUCUUGCCCAUCAUCGUCACCAAGCCACGCCCACUGCCCCGCCCACUCCACC